AUGCUUGACCUCACGAUCGCCUUGAAACCCAACUUUCAGCAUCCAGCAAAUCUUUCUCAUCCAUUCCCAGAUAUUGAUGAGGUUUAUCCAGUUAUCACUCUGUCCAAAUUGGCAACUCUGUUGCAGAUUCCAGUGUUUGAUAACUUAUAUUUGGACAUGAAUGGCAUCAUCCAUCUUUGUUCCCAUCCGGAAGAUGAUAAUCCACAUUUCAGAAUUACAGAGGAGGACAUUUUUAUUCAUAUUUUUCAGUACAUAGAAUUUUUAUUCCAAAUGAUUAAACCAUGUAAAGUCUUCUUUAUGGCCAUUGAUGGAGUUGCUCCUCGAGCAAAGAUGAACCAACAAAGAGGGAGACGAUUUAGGUCUGCCCGUGAAGCUGAAAAUUUGAUAAACCAAGCUAAAGAUCGUGGUGAAGUGUUGCCAACAGAAAAACGAUUCGAUUCAAAUUGUAUUACACCAGGAACUGAAUUCAUGGUUAAGUUACAGAAGCAGCUACAGUUCUUUGUUACACAGAAAGUCUCUACAGACCCUCUUUGGAAAGGAGUCGACAUCUACCUCUCUGGACAUGAGACUCCUGGUGAAGGAGAACACAAAAUUAUGGAUUACAUUCGGUCGUUACGUUCUAAACCUGAUUAUGAUCCAAACACACGGCAUUGCGUGUACGGAUUAGAUGCAGAUUUGAUUUUACUAGGGCUCACUUCACAUGAACCCCACUUUUCUCUGUUGCGGGAAGAAGUUCGAUUUGGUGGCAAGAGAGAUAAAACAAAACGUCCCAUGACGCCGAAAGAGACCACAUUUCUUUUGCUACAUUUAUCUCUGAUGCGAGAAUAUCUUUACUUUGAAUUUGCAGAUUUAGAGCAUAAAUUAUCUUUCCCAUUUGACCUCGAGCGGAUCAUCGAUGACUGGAUUUUCAUGAGCUUUUUAGUGGGGAAUGAUUUCAUCCCUCAUCUGCCACAUCUUCACAUUCACCAAGACGGUCUGCCAUUUCUAUGGCAGACAUACAUGCAAGUACUUCCUACAUGUGAUGGUAAGUCAGCCAUUAUCAUCAUCGUCAUUUACUACUUCUUUCUAUAUUAUCUACAGCGAGAGCUUGAAGAAUUUUUGAUGAAUGACGAUGACAACGAUGGCGAAUGCCUGGAGGAUAAUUUUGGAAAUUCAAAAGCUUCAGAAGCUGUUAGCAACUGUGAUCUAUCAGAAGAGGAAAGUUUCUGGGAAUACAAGAAAGACUAUUACAAAUCCAAAUUGAAUUACGAAGAAGUCACAGAUGAAGUCCUCAAAGAGCAAGCUUACAUCUAUAUCUCAGCGCUGCAGUGGAACCUCUAUUACUAUUUUGACGGUUGCCAAUCGUGGAGUUGGUAUUAUCCUCACCACUAUGCCCCAUUUAUGAGUGACCUAGUCAACAUCAAAGAUUUGAAGAUCAAACUGGACAUGGGCAAGCCAUUUUUACCUUUCCAGCAACUGAUGGCUGUCCUUCCUUCUGCCAGUAAGGAGCUUCUACCUCUUCCAUUGCAGGAUCUCAUGACCAAACAAAGCUCACCAAUACAGAAAUACUACCCAGAGGACUUCGACACGGAUUUGAAUGGAAAGCUGCAUGAAUGGGAAGCCGUUGUUCUCAUUCCGUUCAUUGAUGAAACAGAACUUUUGAAAGCCAUGGCAACUGUAGAAGACAAACUUUCACCUUCAGAAAAGGAUCGCAACAGACACAGUCCCCAUCAAUUGGAUCACAGUAUUGCAGAAGUUUACUGGAAUCGUGUCCAUUUUUACCGUUUCAGGUGUACAUAUGUGCCACUUGAUGCCUUCCAUACUCCAGUGAAUAAACUCAAGAAAAGUUUCCUCACAAACGACAAACAGAACGUCUACUUCCCUGGAUUCCCCACGUUUAAGCACAUCCGACACAGAGCAGAAUUAAAGAAAGAUGGCGUGAAAGUUUUCCAGUUUAACAGUAAACUCGAUAACAUGAUAGUCCAAAUAAUUGAGGAUUGGGAACAGGAUUUGAAAAGUAUUGCUACUGACAUCUUAGGAAAGACCCUUCUAGUUAACUGGCCCCAUUUAUUUGAAGUUAAAGUUCUGGUAGUUGCAGACGCUCAGAUGAGCUAUUAUUUGUCCAACCACUUUGAUGGCACCAUCAGGUGUGAGAAAUUUGAUGAACUUCACCAUAAACUUUGGCAACGGGAGGUCAACGCCAUUACGGAGAAUCUCUUCUCCACUGCUAUUUUUCUGAAACUUACCAGAUUUGUUGCUGGACCUGAUGGUAAACUCACUCUUCAGAAGCAGUUCUCAGAAAAAACUAUGCCUUAUGCCUUACAAGCCACUGUCAGGGACAUCAUUUCUGAAGAACCAGAGUAUUCUGAUGAAAAGGACAUUGACGAGGUGUUUGCAGUUGAUACUUCUGUUUUCAUGUUAAGUGGUACUUAUUAUGGUUUCCAUGGAAAAGUUUCAGAAGUCAACAAAGACCAAUGUACUGUGACCGUUUCUAUUCCUGUCCCCUAUGAACCCAACUUGGACAACAUCAUCCAUAAUCAACAGUUGUACGAGAAGCGGUAUUAUUCAGCGAACGAUGCAGCCAUGCGUUUGGGCAUCAGUAACUAUUUCCUGUCCCACAUUACCGAGUCGGUGUUCAUUGUGCGCCUCUCUCGCAACGGAUCAAACGAGCAGAAAGUCAACAUUGGCCUCGGUUUGAAAAUCCAUCGUAGAAGUGAAGCGCCAGGUUACACCAAAUUUAUGUUAGACUGCUGGCAUUAUUCCGAGAAGACAUUGGACUGUGUUCACCAAUAUUUGCAGAAGUUUCCAGAACUCUUUGAAAUCAUUUCAACUCAGGGACAUUCAUAUCAUGAUGCUUUGCCGGAAACCAAAGUCUUCAGCAACCUCAGGUACACUCUUCAGAACGUGUUAGAUUUUAUAAAGACUUUACCAUGCCAUAAUAUUAAACUUCUGAAAAGUGGUUCUAUGGUGCUCAAUGAAGGGGUUGUCGAAGCCAUUGCAAAUGUAGUGAGAAAGUUGCCGGACAUCAACAAAAAUGUAAAGACUGUUCAACAAACAGUGAAACCAGACAAUUUAUUUAAGCCCAUCGCAUCAGUGAGCAAUGUUAUACCUGAUUCUAAUGUGGAGUACAAGUUGUUUGACCGUAUUAUAAACAUCCGCAAAGGACUAGGGUCUCUGCCAUUUAGCUUGAGGGGGACGGUGGUUGGUAUCCAUCCAGGGGAUAAACCAUUCUCGACCAUCUACGACAUCCUGUUUGAUGAAGAAUUCUCAAAGGCUGUUGAAUUGGGCAAUGUACCGAACUGUGGCUAUCAUCUUACCACCCAUGAUAUGAUGAACUUGUCGUAUGGGAAGCAUCUAAACCAACCUACAAUGACCAGCCCAUUCCCAGCACGUACCUCCCAAUAUGCCAACCAGAACCAAUCCGCAAGGCCCACAUAUUCCGGUAAUCAGACCCAACGGAAAGUUACGGUGAACAACCAGAAUAACUCCAGACAUACUCCACAAACAACCACAACACCAACAACACCAGCUGAUCAGCACCACACCCAUCAGCAAGGUGACACAUUUCAUCCAAACUCAUUCUAUGACGGCGCCAGUCCUCAGUUUGUCACACCCAAGAUGUUUAGUCGAAAACAAGCCAACCCUAAACUGACUGACGACAAAGCUUCAGCUAAGGUCAGUUGUUUGUUUGUUGUCUCUCUCUCUUGCUUUUGUCUUUGGAAAUUCUAAUUUACACAUCGUAUC
Molecule: messenger RNA, 3723 nt
Organism: Octopus bimaculoides (California two-spot octopus)
Lineage: Eukaryota; Metazoa; Mollusca; Cephalopoda; Octopoda; Octopodidae
Product: 5'-3' exoribonuclease 1
Biological process (GO): nuclear-transcribed mRNA catabolic process; rRNA catabolic process
Cellular component (GO): nucleus
Molecular function (GO): 5'-3' RNA exonuclease activity; RNA binding
Source: RefSeq, a predicted model, not a curated record